AUGGUGAAUGAUUUAAUCAAGCCUAUGAAAGAACGUGUACGCUUCUUAGUCGAACAUCGUAAUUUAUUUCAUUCGACCACUGAUACAUGUAUUCAUCCAUCGAACGAUAACCUACAAUCAUCAUUUGAACAACUUAAUUCUAAUCGAGUGGGAGCACAAUCGAAUGUUGGAUUUUCAAACGAUUGCGAAGAAAUUGAUCCAGUGGUCGAUUGUUCGAAGAAUAACGAUAUGAUUGACGAAAACAACAUCGACGAUGAACAGCCAUCGUUUCCAAAUAUUUAUGUUAUACCGGAUUUACCGAAUAAAAUCCAGCAAAUAGUUGCUAAAGAUGAAAUAAAUGAAUUUCGCAGUCACACAAACGCACGCCGACUUCUACUCGACACUAUUUUUAACGAUGUGACAACCAAAUACUUCACGUUAUAUCCUAACAGAGACCACUACAAAGCCAUGGGUAAAGCUAUACUGAAACUGUUAAACAUUCCAAAAACCAAUGAAGCAUUAGGCGAAUGGAUCGAAAGUCUCAAGAACAAGUUCAAACAGGAACGUCGUCCACUUCAACAAGUAUCAUCGGAAGUCCAAAACAUGAAGAUCAAGUACGGUCACAGUCUUGGUCGUCCAGUCAAGAGAGAUAACAAUGUCAUUGCGCCUCGUCGGAUAUCAUCGGCUGAGUUUUGGAACAGAAUAGAUGUAGACGAUGGCAAUGCAGAUUCAAGUGCCGACAUCGAAUUUAUGAAAAAUAUCUUGGUCAAUCCAAAUAUGGACUUGGAUGAAGCGAAAAUUCCAUGGAAAAAAAUAUUGGUUCAGAGAAGAACCUUCAUACGAGAUCAUACAACGAAAGAAGUUCUUGCUGAAUUUCCGGGUUAUCGUUAUGCUUCGUUAAUCUUCGACGAGAUUCAAUAUGUAUGUAACGUUGAUAUCGAACAGAAUUGUGAAGCUAUGUUACCAAACUUACUUGAUCUCGUUCCAGAUAACAUCGGCUUUGUCAAUGAUCUCCCACCUGUUCGUUUGAUAAAAAUUUUGUCCAAACAUUUUCGAGACUCCUGGCAACAGAUCUUAUCGAGCAAAGAACCGUUGUCUCCUCGUCCAUAUAUACAAAUAACUGCGGAUAAGUUUAUUAUGCUUCUUGACUAUGAAGUCGUUACUGAAACAUCCUCAAUAAAUCAAGCUGUGUGUAUUCUUAUCGCGCUGUAUGGAAUCUUGUUGCAAGAACCUGGAUCGUUAUCGAAACCGUUACGUCUUUUACUGAAUCAAUGGAAUUUUGUCAUCGAGAAAAGACGAAAACGAGAUUCUCAUUUGCUGGGAGCAUCUGCAAACGAGGAAAUCAUGCGAAAAACAGCAGAAAACUUUGCUCAAGAUGACGAUGGACAAGCUGCUCACUUGCGGGAUGGAGAAAAACAGGGAGGUGAUCAACUUGGAGCAGGUAACAGUCAGAGUUUAAUCACAGUAUCAGUACAGAUGGAUGAAGCAGAUCUUAUGAAAGAAUAUCCAUCAGAUUCCUCUCCAUCAUCACCAACUGAUUCUUCGUUUGUCAUUUGCCAAUCGUCAACGAAUGAGCAACAAAUCACAACAUCAUAUCCGUCAACUGAUUGCCCACAUUCAAAUGAUGUUCUUCCAACAGCAGAAAAACAAUUGACAAGAUCAGCUUUACCACUUCUGAAAGAAAGAGCAACGUGUAACACGAAUACAAAACGACGAACAUCGUCGAACUCAACGAAUCGAUCGUCUUCUAGCUCGAAGAAAAACACUUCUGCAGUACACAAACGUCCUGCUAGCCCCGACAAAUCGAUUGCUUCGCGUUUAAAACGUUCUCGAGUCAAAAGAGUUAGUUAA
This is a messenger RNA of Adineta ricciae, 1830 nucleotides long. The record is from the annotation of a GenBank genome assembly. Lineage: Eukaryota; Metazoa; Rotifera; Eurotatoria; Adinetida; Adinetidae.